Grosmannia clavigera kw1407 is the source of this 1584-nucleotide messenger RNA. Its product is annotated as mannosyl-oligosaccharide alpha-1,2-mannosidase precursor. Gene Ontology annotation, molecular function: mannosyl-oligosaccharide 1,2-alpha-mannosidase activity; calcium ion binding. Gene Ontology annotation, cellular component: Golgi membrane; endoplasmic reticulum. Lineage: Eukaryota; Fungi; Ascomycota; Sordariomycetes; Ophiostomatales; Ophiostomataceae. The record is from RefSeq and is a predicted model, not a curated record. Gene Ontology annotation, biological process: carbohydrate metabolic process; N-glycan processing. The transcript is spliced from 4 exons. Bases 1 to 1584 code for a protein of 527 amino acids.
AUGCGUUGGUUUACAAACGCCGUAGGACUACUGAGUUUUGGCGUUGCCAUUACUGCGGGCUCAGCCAUCCCGACUCACCGCUCUGAGCCGGUCUACAGCUCGCACCCCGAUCGCGCCGAUGCCGUCAAGGCUGCCUUCCAGCUGAGCUGGGAUGGCUACUACAAAUACGCCUUUCCUCAUGACUCUCUUCAGCCACAGAACAACAGCUACAAGGACGACCGUAAUGGCUGGGGUGCGAGUGCCAUUGACGCUUUCUCCACCGCAGUGGUAAUGGAGAACAGUCAGGUUAUUCAACAAAUUUUGGACCACGUUCAGAACAUCAACUUUGAUAACUCGGUCGGCACCAUCUCGCUCUUUGAGACUACUAUCCGGUAUCUGGGCGGUCUGCUUUCGGCCUAUGAUUUGCUCCAGGGUCCACUCAAUCAAUAUGCCACCAACGAGACCGCAGUUGCCAAUAUCCUGAAUAAGGCAAGACACCUGGCCGACAACCUCGCGGUAGGCUUCAACACUACCACUGGCAUUCCGGACAACAUCCUCCUGUUCGACCCACCACGCACCAAUGGCUCUACCUCCAACGGCCUUGCCACCAUUGGCACGCUGAUUCUCGAGUGGACCCGGCUGAGCGACCUGACGGGGAACCAAUUCUACCGAGAACUGGCCGAAAGGGGCCAGUCUUACCUCAUGAACCCACAGCCACAGGGUCUGGCCGAACCAUUUCCAGGCCUCGUCGGAACCAAUCUGAACAUCAGCAACGGCCUGUUCACCGAUGGCACCGGGGGCUGGGGUGGGGGUGAUGACAGCUUCUACGAGUACCUCCUCAAGAUGUAUCUUUACGAUCCUGUACGAUUUGCUACAUAUAAGGACCGAUGGAUUGCGGCGGCCGACUCGUCCAUAAAGUACCUUGCGUCCAGCCCUGUCACGCGGCCAGAUUUGACCUUCCUGGCGACGUUUGAUAACCAGACGCGCAUAUUUCAGUCUGGACACUUGACCUGUUUUGAUGGAGGAAACUUCAUUCUCGGGGGCCUGACGCUGGACGUGCCGCGGUACAUCGACUUUGGCCUGAACCUGACGGCUGCAUGCCGUGAAACAUACAGGGCCACAGCCACGGGCAUCGGGCCAGAGGGUUUCCAGUGGCAGGACAACGGUGGACAGGCGGCCAUCAACGCGACCAACAACCCAGCACCGCCGGCGGAAAGUGCGGCUUUUGCCCAGGAGGCCGGAUUUUGGGUCUCAGACAGCCAGUACAUGCUUAGGCCCGAGGUCAUCGAGAGCUACUACUACUCCUACCGGGCGACAGGCGACGCCAAGUACCAGGAGUGGGCCUGGGAUGCCUUCCUGGCGAUCAACAAGACGUGCGCGGUGGGAAGCGGCUACAGCUCGAUCAAUGACGUCAACAAGGCCGGUGGCGGUGGCUUCCAGAACUUCCAGGAGAGCUUUUGGUUUGCCGAGGUGCUCAAGUACAGCUUCCUCAUCCAGGCACCGGAUGCCGACUACCAGGUUCAGCCAGAUCACACAAACAAAUUUGUCUUCAACACCGAGUGCCACCCGCUUCUGAUUCCGGGUGGCGAGCAAGCUCAUAGAUAG